This is a messenger RNA of Pyrenophora tritici-repentis Pt-1C-BFP, 1380 nucleotides long. Its product is annotated as PTP2, Protein tyrosine phosphatase. Gene Ontology annotation, molecular function: protein tyrosine phosphatase activity. The record is from RefSeq and is a predicted model, not a curated record. Lineage: Eukaryota; Fungi; Ascomycota; Dothideomycetes; Pleosporales; Pleosporaceae. Gene Ontology annotation, biological process: protein dephosphorylation.
AUGGCUCAGGCGGGGGUUCCCAUCUCUCCUUCGGCCUCGUCCAAGCGCUCUCGUAGCAAGGACAGUACGCGUUCGCUUACCACCUCGUCGCUCAACACGCCCGCCGCGAAUACGCCUGCUGCAAGCACGAACAGCCUGGUUAUUCCCUUCUUGACUCCAGGUACACCUGGCGCCUGCCAUUUAUCCCCUCAAGACCCGACUCCAUAUCCAGUCUUUUUGCAGCCGACCGCGGAUCUGCGCGCCAAAUGGGAUCGCUUGGAAGAGAUAUCAAGAGCACGCAUAAAUGAUGCCGGUCCACUGAAUGCGUCGGAUCAACCAAGUCAGUGGGCGAGGUGUUGUGGCAAUGGAUAUGCCAUUCGCAAUCGAUAUGCGAAUGUCGACCCCUAUCAGUCCAACCGCGUGCAUCUUGAAGUACCAGAGGGUCAGUUUGACUACAUCAAUGCCUCACCAAUCAUUCUCGAGUGUACUGAAUCAGGAACCUUGCUCAAAUACAUCGCGACUCAAGGACCCAAGGCUGAUACCUGGUCGCACAUUUGGCGCAUGAUUUGGAAGGAGAAUCCCGAGUUUGCAGUCAUCGUAAUGCUCACCCAGACCUGGGAAGCGAACCGCGAGAAGUGCUAUCCCUACUAUCCACAAUCACUCGACGCCCCCGAUAUGCGCGUCAACGAGCAGGACGAAUUCCAGGAUGGCCUCAUCCACAACCUGCACUUGGCUUCGUACACGAUGGACGAAGAUGCGCGGACUCAAGUGAGGGAGAUAGACAUGACAACAGAUGAUGGAAGCGAGUCGAGGAAGGUCUGGCACCUCCUCUUUGCCGGCUGGCCAGACUUCUCGGUACCCGAGGGAGAUGAUCGGGCAGGUAUGCUGAAGCUGAUCGAGAUUUCUCACGAGAAAAAUGGGGGCGAGCCGGCGAAUCCGCGUAUCGUACAUUGCAGUGCGGGUAUCGGCCGUAGCGGAACCUUCAUUGCGUUGGACUGGCUCGUGCAGGAGCUCGAAGAGGGCGCACUGGAUGAGGUGCCAGAGUCCGAGGACCCGGUCAUGGACGUCGUCCAGAAGCUUAGAGACCAACGACCUGGCAUGGUACAGUCCGACUCACAGUUCCAGUUCAUCUACGACGUCAUGCGCGAGCGAUGGCGCGAACGAUGGAUUGCCCAACAUCCUGAUGAAGCGAACCAACUCGGCCUGACCACUGUCACGACGCCAUCCGACUGCGAGCAGCCUGCACUCAAACGCCAAAAGUCGAUACAUACUAGCGAUGAGGUUCCUCCGACAUCACCAUCCUCACAUAGCCAGGACCCGCCCGGUUCGCCGGAUGCGCUCGCACAACUAGAAGCCGAACUUCAGGAUGCCGAUAUGGAGUAUGAGCAAGGCAAGACCUAG